UAGAAACGCAACCCGUUCUGACUGUCUGACUGACUAUCACAGUCCUGGAGCAGAGCUCCUCAUUCCCCAAGCCCUCUUUAAUUUCAAGCCUGCCACACUGAUGGGCUUCCAUUAGGCCAUUUGUAUUUGGGGACUCAUCAUCAAAAUGUUUUUCUUCUGUUCUCAGUCUAAAUUACCCUGGGAGAUGUUUGCUCGUUCUCAGUGUCAGUGACCGUAGUGCAGCUCAGCAAAAAAGUAACUUGACUUUUUUUUGGUGAAAGACCUGCCAGUUUAUCACGACAUGGCGGUAAUUAACUCCUCUAUAUUUGUCAGACUCUCUGCAGUUGACUUAAGUUAUGAGCUUUGGGGCUAUUAAGCAGCUGCCAGUAUAAUUACUAUGAAAGCUAAUCCAUAGUUGUCUCCUCACCUUAUUAUCCAGGCCAGACGAGUUUACAGCUGUCAGUCAUUCUAUGGAACUAAUACAGACUCAUUAUAGACCCAGAUGGAAGUCCACAAUUUUCCUCUUCCUGCAUAAUUAUGUAUUUGAGUGUCUGAGUGGAUACUCACAUGUGGCAUCUGAAUCUGCCCAUUACAUCAGCUCCUUCUGUUGUGACAGUACUUUUAAUGUUAGUCUACUCAAGGUGAUGAGGUUUCUCAAAGAGUUUCUCUCUGAUAGCCUGAGUGUGUUGGCCUGCUGUCAUGUCAGGUGCGGACCCUCGUGCUCGCUCAAGUGGCACGCGGCUUCUUGCCGGACUGCAAGGGGCUGUGUCUUGACGGAGAGCGUUGAUCCGAGGCUUAAAUCUUCCAUUUUGUCUUUAAUGCCGAACGAGCCUUGUCAUGAGACUAUGAUGAUGGAAGCAGUUGCCGUUCAGCUACCCCAUGGGCCAUUUUCCUGAUUUAUUGCCUUUUCUAUGAACAUGCUGAAGUUACACCACAUCAAAUGAUAGGUGAUUUCCUCCUUUUCCCUCCUACUGCCACCAACUGUAGUUUGAUAUGGCAGCCAUUCCCUUAAAGCUCAAGCUCUCUUGAAAAUUCAGUCACCCCUCUCCUUGAUCAUGGCUAUUAUUCACUUUCCGUCCCUAGGAAGACGUAUUCCACCCCGAGUUGGCUCAUGAAACAGUACAUUUCACCUCCUUUUUGAGUGCUCCAUAAUUCUCACUUUCUUUUUCAUAUCCAUAAUUCUUUCAUUUUCUCAGAGACGCUUUAGUCAGAGCUUGGGGAGACCGAUCCAGGUCCUCCAUGCUGCUUCAGUAGGACACCGGGCCAAUCUCCAGGAAAACCUCGUAACUCAAAAUGUCGCCUGUCAUGUUUUCCCCACCAGUUUUUGAGCUGUGAUGGGUCGUGACAGCCGUGGAGGAUGGUUAAUAAUGCAGCCGAGCUGUCGCUCCCGGGAACUCUGGGCUGGAAUAUUUCCAAUGAAGGACCGUAGCGCUGGACCCAUCCCACGCACAGAGAUGCAUCACUGGGCAAAGUGAACAGCUGGACCUCUCUGGACCUCCACACGACACAUCUGCCACCUAAGUUCAGAGGAGGCUCAAAAACAACCUUUGCCCAGGUGCAUUUUGGGUAGCACCAAGCAGUUUAUUAAGGCAUAAACAGACCCUGCAGCGUCAGUGCAUGCCAGUGGUGUGUGAGAGAAUUCAGUGCUAUUUUAGUGUGUGACCGGACUCAGUCAGGCAUGGUGCCCCAGCGAACCUCCUCGAGGACUAACUUUGUGCGCGGCAGAGAGCUCGCUGUGACGACGGGUUAUCACAAGAUUCCAGCGCACGUUGCUCUCAUGGCUCUGCUUACACUGCUCCUGUUGUUUCCCCAACGUUUGUUUAUUCAUUUAUUUAUUCAUUUAUUUAUUUAUUUAUUUAUUAUUUCCCAAGACCCUGUGGAUGAAGAGCAGAAGCCACAUGUGUCUUAGCGAUUCCCAAGGGCGGUAUUUAAUGCCACCUUUAUGAGUCAUAUAAAGGCUAAUCCAUCAGAUUAUGCCGUCCCCCCCUCUCUGUGGCCCCUUUCCUAUGACACCCGAAAGUCUGUAGUGAUUCAUCGCUCCAAAUUCACCUUGGACGAGAUCCUUGAGUCGUAUCUUACCUUGAUGUCUGAAUCUAUUCAUUUAAAGGGCCCAUAAAGGCUGCAGACGAUUCAAUAUUGAUUUAUGGCUGGGAGAGGUAUGUGCGCCUGAUGGAUGUGGUAAGGUCACAGUCCUAAUAUAAGCAGUAGAGGCCCACCACACUCUGUGGUUCAUAUGGUAGCAUGUCGGCCCCUGUCGAGAGGGAACGUGCAUUCUCGCCAUAUUAGAUGAUGUUCCUCUAGUCAUUGGAUUUCCAGCUGUCAUGUGUAUGUGUACACGUGCACUAAAUGUGUGUCUGUGUGUAUGCAUGCGUGUCUGUGUGUGUAUGUUUCUGGAGUAACGUAAUGCACAGUUACCAUAUGGGUGUCUGCCAGACUUGGCAUGUCCACUUCACAUUAUACUGAUUGCAUACAGUGUACAUUUUGAAUGCACUGACCAGAACAGUCAAUGCUUUUAUACGUUUUACUGUACUGUUAUUGAGUUCAUUCAGUUGCUGCGCCAUUCUGGUAGCUCACAAUGUGACUCCCUGGGUGAUAAGUUGUUGUGGCUGCUUCUGUGCGGUGAAUACAAUUAGCGCAGACAACAAGAGGAUAGGCAGCGUGCCGCUGAAAUCCACUUAAUCCCUCUUGUACUCCCCUGCCUAAUUCCAGCACUUCCCAGCACCUACAGGCAACGAUUGCCUUCGCUUAUGUGUGCAAAGCCGUAAUUGGGGGGGACGUGUAAUUUAUUGGCUGCGAUAAUCCUGAAUAUGCCGUGCAGCUCGCAGGGAUGCCGUUGGAAUGUGUUCCUGUUGCUGGAGUCUAGAAAUAAUGGCGUGCUCCUCCAGGGGUAAAUUUGAGUCACAGCAUUACUGCAUGCUGGCCAUUUGUUCAUACGUUUAUCUCGUGAUGCCGCACGUCCAGAGUUGUUUUUCAGGCUCGUGUACGGUUGUCUUUCCCGGCUGUUAAUGGAAACGGUGAAGGGUGCUUGACGUUUAUGGGGCGCUUCGUGUUGCUUGCUGACUGAAUGCAAUUCCUCUGCUGUGGCGGCUGCCAUUGUGCGUGUCAGGGUGCUGUGGAAGAGGGCUCAAAUGUCUGCACUCAACAAAACAGCCGCGGUGUUGACAAACAAACAAGCUGCAAGGGGCCUCCAAGUGCAGGACUUCAGAUGAAGGAGUGCAGUGCAAGUAGAGAGGCUCUACUCUUCCUCCUCUCCUCUCUCUACCACCCUUAUCUUUCCUCCCGUUCCCCCAAUUCAACUCGUGCUUUUCUCUCUCAAACAAGAGCCUGCUUUUUAAGCACCUUUUUAAAAAAAAGGCCAAUCUGCUCUCUCCUACCCUCUGUGAAGACACGUUUGUCUUCUCCCAGCCAAUGCCAGCUGUGUGUGCGCUUCUGCCAGUGCCACUGCCACUGCUGUUACCGCCGCUGCAGUCGUUUUUAUUUAUAGCAAAAGUUUGCGAGAACGGAGCAGGAAGGGGAGGGUGUUAGGGGUGGCAAUGGUGGGUGUGUGUGUGUGUGUGUGUGUGUGUGUGUGGCGGAGAGCGAGUUAGAGUUGGAGUCUCAGGGCUCUUGUGAUCAGAGCAUAUGACUUUGGAGCCAGCAGCCCCUUCAGCGACAUCUCGGGAGCCUACUGAAGAGAUCCAGGAAGGGAGAACGCUGUGUGUGUGUGUGUGUGUGUGUGUGUGUGUGUGUGUGCGAGAGAGAGAGAGAGAGUGGGGCAAGUGAACGCUGGAGAUCUGUGUAGGAGACAAAAGCAUCAGCAGGAGAGAGACAGAGAGGAAGAAAGAGAGACAGAGAGCCAUGCUGAAGUUCAGCACCACCCACAUCUCAAGUCACAAUGAGCGGAAGGUGACCUGCAAGCAUCCUGUCUCUGGCAUCCCUUCCCAAGACAACUGCAUCUUUGUUGUCAACGAACACGUGAAUUGUGGAAAGCUUGUCCACCCUGUUGUAAACAGACCAGCGCAGAACGCGCCCACGAGCACUGAGAAAAAGGAGCGGCCCACGAGCACCAUGAGCGAAGCGUCAAACUACACGGGCGGCUCGGACUACACCACCUACGCAGGCAGCCCGGUUGCCAGACAAUCAAGGCCCUCCAAGAAAGUCCACAAUUUCGGAAAGAGGUCAAACUCCAUAAGGAGGAACCCAAAUGCUCCAGUAGUCAAAAGCAGCUGGCUUUACAAACAGGACAGCACGGGAAUGAAGAUGUGGAAGAAGAGGUGGUUCGUGCUGUCGGACAUGUGUCUGUUCUACUACAAAGAUGACAAAGAAGAAUGCAUCCUUGGAAGUAUCCUCCUGCCGAGCUUUCACAUAUCCUUGCUGUCCGUGGACGACCACAUAAGCAGGAAAUACGCCUUUAAGGCGACGCACCCCAACAUGCGGACGUACUACUUCAGCACAGACAACGCCAAAGACAUGGAGUCCUGGAUGAAGGUGAUGACGGAUGCUGCGCUGGUCCACACGGAGCCGGCCAUCACUAGGCUGGAUAAGUCGAAGGGCGACUAUCAGAGCCCUCAGGAGAUGAACAACAUGCUGAACCACCGGGUCCUGACCCGGCCCGAGAUCCAGAACAACGAGCGCAACCGGGAUCCGUCCCGCUCGGAGGAGAAGAAGCCCAAGGUUCUGGAGAAGCCCGGCAAGCAGAAGGAGCACAGCCACCGCUGCACCUUGCAGCGAGACGGCGACAGGUACACGCUGCAAAAAGACGGAGAGAGAUACACCCUGCAAAAAGACGGAGACAGGUACUCCCUCCAGAAGGAUGGAGAACGCUACUGCCUGCAGAAGGAAGGAGAGAGGUACACACUUCAGAAGGACAGCGACAGACAUGCUCUGCAGAAAGAGGAAGAGAUGUACGCUCUCACGAAAGACGCAGAGCAAUAUGCACUCCAGAAAGAAGCAGACAAUUACGCUACACACAAGGAGAUCGAGAAAUAUGUCCUCCAGAAAGAUGGAGAGAGACACACCCUUAUGAAAGACAGUAGAUACGCCGUGCAGAAAGACGGACAAGUGUACGCUUUGCAGAAGGAUGGGCAGCUGUACGCCUUGCAGAAGGAUGGGGAGAGACUGACCUUACAGAAGGAUACUGAGAGAUACAUGGUCCACAAGGAUGCAGAGAGACACACACUCCACAAAGACUCAAAGAGGUACGCUUUGCCGAAGGACACGGAGACUUACGUCUCUCAGAAGGACAUCGAGAGGUACCCCCUGCAGAAGGAAGGCGAGAAGCUGGUGUCGCCGCGGGAUGGUGAGCGACCGGGCGCCCAGCGUGACAGCGAGCGUAGCUAUGGCUACCAGCGCGAGCCGUCGGCGGAGCCCGCGCGGCCGGUGGCCAAGAUCAACAGCAUCAAGCUGCAGCCAGAGCAGGCGGCCGCCAUUGCCGCCGCAGUCUCCUCCUCGCGUCAGCUCCAGCUCCAACUCCAACAGCAGCAGCAGCAGCAGCAGCAGCAGGUCGCCCAGCAACAGCAACAGCAGCUCCAGCAGCCCCAUAAGCCGGCCCAGCAUAAUGGCUCCGGGGAGCGCAGCCCGCUGGGGGACGUGGCGCUCGCGCAGCAGCAGCAGCCCACCAGAGCUCCAGGCCAGGGCCAGGGCCAGGGGCCGAGCCAGACUCACACCCAGCAGCAGCAGCCGCCGCCGGGCCACGAGCCGGAGAGGAACCUGCAGAGGACCAACUCCAUGCAGCAGCUGGAGCAGUGGGUGAGGGCCCACCCAAGGGUGCGGCCCGGUGAAGACGACACCAGGAGCAUAACCUCCUAUCAGACGCUGCCGAGAAACAUGCCCAGCCAUCGGGCGCAGGUGUUGCCGCGCUACCCGGAGGGCUACCGGACACUGCCACGCAACAGUGGCACAGCUCGGCCUGGAAGCGUGUGUGGCUACCCCACCUCGGCCUACGAGCGCGGAGGCAGCGGCAGCAGCAGCGGCGGCAGUGGCGGCGGCUCCCAUCAUCACACCCUCACCACGGCGACGGCGUCAGAGAAGCGGCGCUCCAUGCGGGACGACACCAUGUGGCAGCUGUACGAGUGGCAGCAGCGGCAGGUGAUGAGCCAGCGGCAGGCCUACGCCACGCUGCCCAGCCCGCGCACCAUGGCCGACAUCGCCGAGCAUGUGGCGGCGGCGGCGGUCCCUGGCGCCCGCGGCAGCAUCGCCCAGUCCAUCCCGCCCUCUCCUUCGCACGCUUCAAUGGGCGGAGGCCUCUACCACACCUACUCACCGCGCCGCUCCUCACACAACCACGCCACACGCUCCGAGCUGUCCUCGCCUAUCUACCGCGGUGACCUGAGCAUUGACCGGCGGCACAGAGCCCACCCCAACAAGUAUGCCUACCCCACUGACCGGAGGUCCGUGCCCAUGGGAAUGCCAGUCCAGAGCAUCACCCCCCAGUCACUCCAGGGCAAGACGCCUGAGGAGCUGACCCUGCUGCUGAUCAAACUGCGGCGGCAGCAGGCCGAGCUCACCAGCCUCCGGGAGCACGCGCUAGCGCAGCUUAUGCAACUAAACCUCGACGCCGACAACCCAAAGAGUGAUAUUCUCUCCCAUCACCUCCAGAGGAAUCUCAUGUAUUUGGAUGGCCAGAUGAAGGAGAAUGAGCCUUUAAUCUUCAUGAUACACACUAUGAUUGAGAACUCCGCGCCAAGGCCUCAGCUGUACCAGCAACUGAGUCCAGAAGACUACCGAGAUGGCUCCUACACAUACAGACCAGGAGAGCUGGACGUGGACACGAAGCUCAGUAGGUUGUGUGAACAAGACAAGGUGGUGCGAACCCAAGAGGAUAAACUGCAGCAGCUCCACAGAGAGAAGCACACACUGGAGACGGCGCUUCUGUCGGCAAGCCAGGAGAUCGAGAUGAGCGCCGACAACCCAGCGGCCGUGCAGAGCGUCAUCCAGCAGAGAGACGUCCUGCAGAGCGGCUUGCUCAGCACCUGCCGCGAGCUCACCCGCGUCACCACGCACUGUGUGCUGCUGUGUCCCCAGGAGCUGGAGCGGGCCUGGAGGGAUCACGACCGGCUGGAAGCCGACGUCACCACAGCCAAGACCAACCUGCUGGAGAGACUGGAGGCUCUGGGCAGCCCACAGACUGAGCCCCCAAGCCAGCAGCAUGUGCAGAUCCAGAAGGAGCUAUGGCGGAUCCAGGAUGUGAUGGAGGCUUUGAGCAAAAACAAGCCACAAAGAAGCGUCGACACCAGCUUCCCUGGUACAAAAUCAGUAACAAAUGUACACAAAAAUGAGGAGGUAGACCCUGUGCCCCCUCGACCCCCUCUCCCUCACUCCUACGAGAGCAGCGACUGCUCGCCCGCCGUGCCACCUGUGGCACCCUCCACUGGCUCCGGCACGGGCGCCGGCUCCAGCCAAGGGCACCUGCCCCGGCCUCUCCAGCACCAGAGGAACGGCACCCAGAGCGGCCCCGACUACCGCCUGUAUAAGAGCGAGCCGGAGCUCACCACCGUGGCCGAGGUGGACGAGUCCAACGGAGAGGACAAGACAGCCGAGCAGGCUGUAGAGAAAGAAUCUGCCAGUGCUAAAGGAAUGCCCUAUCCGGUAGGCAUCGUGCCUCCCAGAGCAAAGUCGCCCAUAACCGAGUCCUCCAGCAUUGCGUCCUAUGUCACUUUAAGGAAGAGCAAAAAGCCUGACUCCAGAACAGAGCGCCCCCGUAGCGCGGUGGAGCAAAGCGGCUGCGGCACGCUGGAGGGUGUGCGUCCCCGCAUGAGCGUGGAGGAACAGAUGGAGCGCAUCAGGAGGCACCAGCAGGCCUCGCUCCGCCGCCGAGACUCCAGUGGGGGGGCUCAGGAGAGUUCGCUGUCCCGCAGCUCCUCCUUCAACAGGGAGCAGAUCUCCAUCAACCCCUACUAUACCCUGCAGAGCUCCAAGCGGGGAGAUGCAGUGUCCCCAGACAGACAAAGGUUGGAGGCUUCGCUCCAGGCUCUGGAGCAGGAGAUGCUGGAGAGAGCGUCAGCCAUGCUGAACACGCCAUCCAGCCAAGUCCCCCAGCCUCCCAAACCCCCCACACAGGAGGUGUUGGCUACAGAAGAGCGGAUGAAUUCCCCUCCUGUGGAGCAGAGUAGCCCCAAAGUUGAAGAGAAACAAAGGAAGGAGGAGGAGGAGGAGGAGGGGAAAGAGGAGGAGCAGGAGAGGCAGAGGAGAGAGGAGCAGAUCCUAAUGCUGGGUUCUCAAAACAGCCUGCAGACUGCUGUGAUGGUCAGGGUGGGCACCGAGGAAGACGACGACGAAGAAGAAGAGGAGCAGGAGAAGGUGAAAGAUGAAGAGAGGAAGAACAAUGAAGAAAAAGAACAAACUUCUGAGAAGCCCCAUCAGGAGCUGGAAGUUGAGGCCGAGCAGGGCACAAUAAUCAACUACUCCUACGAGCUGCCAGAUGAAACGAACAAACACAACCAGGUGGUGUCAGUGAACAACCUUUCCACUCCGCCGCAGUCCCCAGCUUCCACUCCAACACCGUCGUCUCCAUCGCCCCCAUCUCCUCCGCAGGUCGCCGACGGCUCCCACUUCAUGUGUGUCUAGUGCCAACACAGCUGAGACCUGGGCAUCUGUGAACAGCCACACGUGAGAGAGUCGCGGAGAGAGAGAGAUAGAGAGAGAGGGGCAGCGAUGCAACUCGACUCCACUCAAGAUGGCGGCCCGCGGCACCGCACGGCAGCUCCAGAUGCCUCGCGCUCAGUUCCCGCCGCUGCACCGUCGCAGCCAAGGCCUGAUCACAUAGAUCAACAUAUCAACACGCUGGACCCCCACACUCCCCUGUCCUACCACAUAAAAAAGUGUUGCCAAUAUUAUCAUCCUCAUCACAGAUUAUUAUUAUUAUUAUUAUUAUUAUUAUUAUUAUUAGGACAGAGUUGUAUUGUGUGUUUGGGUGGGUAUUUGUGUGUGUGUGUUUGAUAAGCAUGAGGUGCCUGUGGGCUGUUCGGUGGUGCGGUGAGGAUGUGAGGCCUGCGCAGCUGAGUACAGGAGCACCUGCGCUCCUUUUCCAUGCUCGAGGGUGAGGUCUUCAGGCGAGGGAGAGAGAGAGGGAGGGAGGGAGAGAGAGAGGGGGGGGGGGAGGUGUUCGCACAUGGUCAUGUGUACAAACACACAAACACACAUGUGUUCGAGUGCACGUUUAAUGUGCUUUCCGUGCAUACAGACACAGGUGCACACACUUGUAGGAAACAAACAAUACGUAAAACCCAAAACAUCUACACAUCAACAGAUAACACCCUGUUUAUCUCUCUCUCCCUCUCCCUCUCUAUCUCUCUCUCUCUCUCUCCCUCUCCCUCUCUAUCUCUCUCUCUCUCUCUUUCUCUCUCUCUCUCUAUCUCUCUCUCCCUCUCCCUCUCAAUCUCUCUCUCUCUCUCUCUCUCUCCCUCUCCCUCUCUAUCUCUCUCUCUCUCUCUCUAUCUCUCUAUCUCUCUCUUUCUUUUACAUGCACUCAUACUCACAUGCACAUGCACGCACAUGCUGCAUACACUUUUAACUCAUGCUGUGCCCAAGCCAUGCAAGUGUUAUUCAUUCAAUUCAGGGUUACUCACCGUCUGUGUGUUUUUAAAAAAAGAUAUAAAGAAAACUGUCUCAUUUUGCUUUUUACCAGUGUUGACAUUAAACAUCAUAGAUGCAUUUUCUUUCUUACAUCUUUUGCACUGUGUAACACCUUGUUGUUUUGUAGUAAAAGAAGUUUGUGUUCAAACUGUUUAUAUAUAGCUAUAUAAAUAGAACAUGUAUUAACAAUACAUUCAGCAAGGUGCCACUUUACUGCUGCAGAUGGACAUUUGAAUAUUUUAUUGGGUUUGUAAUUAUUUAUAAAGUCGGAUAGUCCACAGCCCCUGCCACACUGUUGCCGACACACACAUGAAUGUUCUGGCUUCUGUAUUUUAUUUUUAAUAAGGCUGAGAUAUAUUUAAAACAGAGAGAAGAUUAAAAGAGUAUUAAAAGAUUUUUAAAUGGAUUUAGUCUUGCACCCCUUGGGCUUGUAAGACAUAUAGAGGACAAAUAGCACAUGUAGAGAAAAAAAGCAAUAAGGAUUCUGACGUUGACAUUUCUGUAAAAAAAUGUAUAGACCAUUGUGUAUAUAGUGUACACCAUACUAUGACCAGAGCAGAGAUCAAAAGAAAAUAACUAUUAAGAAGUUAUACUUAUUAGAGUCAAUAUGCAAAUGUUCAUAUCUCAUCUGUUUUAUAUCAUGUGAAAUAAAUGUUGAUGUUCCUA
Alosa alosa (allis shad) is the source of this 10197-nucleotide messenger RNA. RefSeq names its product pleckstrin homology domain containing, family A member 5 (gene plekha5). Gene Ontology annotation, cellular component: cytosol. The record is from RefSeq and is a predicted model, not a curated record. The coding region runs from base 3817 to 8523 and encodes 1568 amino acids. Gene Ontology annotation, molecular function: phosphatidylinositol-3-phosphate binding; phosphatidylinositol-4-phosphate binding; phosphatidylinositol-3,5-bisphosphate binding. NCBI's taxonomy places the organism in Eukaryota, Metazoa, Chordata, Actinopteri, Clupeiformes, Clupeidae. The transcript is spliced from 29 exons.